Molecule: messenger RNA, 6893 nt
Organism: Motacilla alba alba
Lineage: Eukaryota; Metazoa; Chordata; Aves; Passeriformes; Motacillidae
Gene: HPS5
Product: HPS5 biogenesis of lysosomal organelles complex 2 subunit 2
Exons: 23
Coding region: 381-3785 (1134 amino acids)
Biological process (GO): developmental pigmentation
Cellular component (GO): cytoplasm
Molecular function (GO): protein binding
Source: RefSeq, a predicted model, not a curated record
CGCGGAGAGCGGGUGAGAGCCAGCCGUGCUUGCUGUGCCCCGCCGGGGCUCGGCUCUCGCCCCCUCCUCGCGGUCUCUGAAGGGGUGCGGGAGGGUCCUUCUGUCCUUUGCGAUCCUUCGCCUUGCUCCGGGUGCGGGAGACCGUCCCGUGGUGUUGCGGCUGAGCCCCGGCCGGCCGCUCAGGGCCGCACGGGCGGGAUGUAGCAGAGAGCGGGCAGGCAGAUGGCCAUUGAGGUUUUUAAAACGCUUAGAGAAUUUAGAAGAAAUAACUUUUAGUUUCGUUGGCUGAAUGUGCGUCUUCCCUUUUCCUAGUGCCUGGUACAGCUAAAAGCUGGAGCCAUAAUGCACCCAUGAGUGAGCAGCACUAGUCGCGUGCAUCCAUGGCCUCUGUGCCAGUAAUUCCAGACUCUUACAACCAUGUCUUGGCAGAGUUGGAGUGUUUGGAUCCGCUGCUUUCUGCGCUCCGGUUGGAUUCCAGUCGUCUUAAGUGCACGUGUAUAGAUGUGUCAAAGAGAUGGCUGGCUCUAGGCAGCUCAGGAGGAGGGCUGAAUCUUAUCCAGAAGGAUGGUUGGAAGCAAAGGCUCUUUCUCACUCACAAGGAGGGUGCCAUUUCCCGGGUGGCCUGUUGUUUGCAUGAUGAAGACUAUGUUGCUGUUGCCACCAGCCAAGGCCUUGUAGUAGUCUGGGAGCUGAAUCAGGAACGUCGUGGGAAGCCAGAACGGAUUUAUGUUUCCUCAGAGCAUAAGGGCAGAAAAGUCACAGCUCUGUGCUGGGAUACAGCUGCCCUUCGAGUUUUUGUAGGAGAUCAUGUGGGGAAAGUGUCAGCCAUCAAGAUUAACACGUCGAAACAAGGGAAGGCUGCAGCUACUUUUGUGAUGUUUCCUGUCCAGAUUAUAACCACUGUAGAUUCUCGGGUGGUUCAGCUGGAUUAUUUGGAUGGAAGACUGCUCAUAUCUUCACUUACCCGCACUUAUUUAUGUGAUACUGAGAGAGAGAAGUUCUGGAAGAUUGGUAACAAAGAGAGAGAUGGGGAAUUUGGAGCAUGUUUCUUCCCUGUUGGAAAAAACAGUGGGAAUCAGCAGCCAUUAAUAUACUGUGCUCGACCUGGCUCGAGGAUGUGGGAGGUGAACUUUGAUGGGGAAGUGCAAAGCACACAUCAGUUCAAGCAGCUGCUCUCAUCACCACCUCUGCCUGUUGUUACUCUCAGGCAGGAUCCUCAUUAUACUGGUUCCAGCUGCUCACCACAGUCUUUAUCUUUCCCCAAGCUGCUGUAUUUGACUGAGCACUGUGUGGUGACCUGGACAGAAAGAGGCAUUUAUAUUUUUCUUCCCCAAAGCCUUCAAGUCUUACUCUGGAGUGAAGUUAAAGAUAUUCAGGAUAUUGCAGUUUACAAGAGUGAGUUGUUCUGUCUGCAUACAAAUGGAAAAGUUGUGCACCUCUCCCUCCUGCUGGUCGAUCGCUGCAUAGAGCGUCUGAUGAGAAGAGGAUUCUGGACCCUUGCUGCCAGGGUCUCUUGUCUCUUCCAAAAUUCAAUUGUUUCUUGCAGAGCAAGAAAAAAUUUGCCUCUAGACAAGCUGGAACACUUGAAGUCUCAGCUGGAUGCUUCAACCCAGCAAGAUCUCACUGCACAACUGGAAGAACUGAUUGCAAAGUUGGAACCUCUAGAUUCUGCAUGCAGCAGUAGAAGGAGCAGUAUUUCAUCUCAUGAAAGCUUCAGUGUCUUAGACUCUGGAAUCUACCGUGUUAUCAGUCGAAGGGGCAGUCAGUCAGAUGAAGACUCAUGUUCCCUCCACAGUCAAACGUUCUCAGAAGAUGAGAGACUUAAAGAAUUUCCUGCACACCAUGAAGAUGAACAACUAGAACUUGAGAACGUAUCUCAUGCAUCUGUGGUGGUUGAGACUGACCGGAAUGAGACAUUUCUCCCAUUCAGUAUUCCUUUGUCAUUCCGUUCCCCAUCUCCUCUCGUCUCUCUCCAAGCUGUCAAAGAAAGUGUUUCCAGCUUUGUACGCAAAACCACGGAAAAGAUUGGCACACUUCAUAUAAGUCCUGAAUCUAGAGGGAAGCAUGAAGCAAAGGAUGAUGAGCAGCUGCCAGAGUUAACUCUUAAUCCAGUAGCAUCUCCCCAGGAAGAAAAAGAGUCAGAACUCCAGAACUGCCAGCUUCCUGAGGAGGACCAUCUGAGAGAUCUCAAGGCUGCAACAGCAGAAACCAUAGCCAAGCUCCAGGAUCCGCUGGUUUUGUUAGAACCUCAAUGUAUGAGGAGGGUCUUACAGGAAUGGCUUGUCUAUUUAGAAGAAAAAUUCAGCCAGGAGCAUUCUGCUUUGUCUGUUAACAAAAGCAAGGCUGUGUGUGCUGAAGAUCAGAGGGCAGUUCUGGAGGAAAACCUGCAAGUGGCUCCAGCUGACAGAGACCCAGCAGACAAGGAACAGAGUGAUAUUUUGGAAGACUGCAUUGAAAAGGAAAACACUGAUGACACCUGUGUGAGCAAAACCACGUGUGAAAAUGGUACUGACGUGACUGGGCCUCUGGGCUGUGGCUUUCAGGUGUCUCCUCCAUGUGCCAUCGAACCUGAUGUUCUGAAAGAUCUCGUGGAGCUGACGACUCUGUGCUUUGAGCUGCGUGUCUUUUCUGGUGGGAGUGGUGAGGCUGAGGAGAGCUCUGAGGGAAGUCUGCCACCAGCAGCUUCGGGGACCUUGGCUUGUAGGUUUAUGCAAAGCUACUUCUUCCUUUUGGAUUUAAAAAGAGUAAAGCAGUGCAUUAUAACCACGUGUGCCACCAGCCCUAAUGUAUGGGAAACAUACAUUGCAGGAUUGAAAGAAAUAACUUGUCAAAGUCCAGUGGCUUUAGCAAUGGAAAGUGAAGAUAUGUUGAAAAUACUGAAGCUGCUGCAUGACCUGGGGCCGUGGGAUGACAGCCCACUGUUGCUGGCACAUGCUCAAAGGCUUUAUGAAAAAUUUGGGGAAACAGCUCUUCGGCCCUUGAUCAAGUUCCACCCCUCUAUUUUGCCUUCUGAUAUUAAACAGCUUUGCAGGAAUGAUCCAGCUCACUUUUUAGCAUAUUUAGAUAGUUUGGUGAAAUCAAAGCCAGAGGAUGAAAGGCCAUUUCUGCUUAGGUCUCUUCUGCAGCCAGAAUCUGUACGGUUGGAUUGGUUGUGCUUGGCAGUUUCUCAUGAUGCUCCACAAAGGGCAAACACUGUGGAUGAGGAAGGAAAUCCCAGGCCAAGAUCUCAUUUGUUUACCUGGGGCUACAGCCAGCUCAUUCUGCUCUUGAUUAAACUCCCUGCUGAUUUUGUUAUGAAAGAGAAGAUGGCUGACAUCUGUAAAUCACAUGGAUUUUGGCCUGGAUAUCUUUUUCUCUGUCUGGAGCUGGAUAGAAGAAUAGAAGCCUUUACUAACAUUGUUCAUUUGGAUGAUUUGAGCCUGUUGAAUGGAGAAGAUGGUUCCAUUCCAGAGACCAUAGAAGAAUGGAAGUUUGUUCUGCAUCUUGCACGGAAGCACAGCACAGCUUCCCACCAGCACAGCCCACAGAACGGGAACGCUGUCAGCAACGGAGGUCCGAGCUGCCCAGACUGCAUCACUGUGGAAAACGUCGCUCUGUUGCUGGCCAAGGCCAUCGGCCCAAAUCGAGCCUUGCCUCUCUUGCAGGAGUGUGGCUUGACACUGGAAUUGUCUGAGAGGUUUACUGGUGUCUGUGAGAUACUGAGAAUCGCUGAGAAAAGGCAGAGAGCGCUGAUUCAGUCCAUGUUGGAAAGGUGUGACCGGUUUUUGUGGUCUCAGCAAGCAUAGAAAACAAGAGAACUCUGGGAACAUUUCAUACUGUAGUGACUGUAUAUUCAAGUGCCUCUUAAAUUUCACAGGCCCUUAAAAUAACAAACUCCUGUCUAAAAGUUCAGUUAUACUGAGCCAGUCUCCAUCUGGCAGGUAUCUGACCUGGAAAUGGUGACAGUUCUUUUCAUUCCUUUGGAGAAGACUUUCGAACUGUAGAAUAUACAUCAAAACAAGCCAGUAUUUGUCUUGAAAUUAAGCUUACAGAUUUCCAAGAUGAAAAUUGCUGAAUUUAUUUUCUGAGUCUAUAACUUAAGUGUUCAGGGAUAUGAGCCCCUAAGUAUUAAAUUAUGGUGUAUAAUUUUUUUUUGCUUUUUUGUUUGCAAACAUAAGAAAUUCCUGGGAAGUAUCUAAGCCUAUACUUGUUUAACUUUCCUGUAAAUGACAUUUGCCUUUACUGUUGCUGUAGAAAGGUCUGUUAUGGUCCCCAUUGGUUUUUUUCCCCUUCUUAAAUUAUAUGGAGAGGCCUUGCCUAUGUGAAAUACAUUAACCAAGUCUUAAAAUGGGAGGGAAAUAUUUUAAGUAGUGGAUUUAUGGCUAAAAAAUGCUGAUUAACAGACAAACUUGUUAAAUGAACUCGCUGUUAAACUACAAACACAGCAUUUCUAAAUUGCCCAUACCUGUUUGUGCAGUGUGACCAUAGACAUCAGUUGUGAUACUCCAGCAAACCUCGGGACAAUGGAUUAGAAUCAGAGUCAUUUAAGUUGCAAAAGACCCUGAAGAUCCAACCGUCCAACCAUUAGCCUAGCACUGCCAAAUCCACCACUGAGUCAUGUCCCAAAGUGCCACAUCUACAUGGCUUCUAAAUGCCUCCAGGGAUGGAGACUCCACCACUUCCCUGGACAGCCUUUUCCAGUACUGGACAACGCUUUUGGUGAAAAAAUGCUUCCUGAUAGCCAAUGAAAAGUUCUCCUGGAGCAACUUGAGGCCAUUUUUUUCUUGUCCUAUCCCUUGUUACUUAGGAAAAAGAAACCCACCCCCACCUGGCUACAGCCUCCUUCCAGGCAGUUGCAGAGAGCGAUGAGGUCUCCCCUGAGCCUCCUUUUCUCCAGGCUGAGCACCCCCAGCUCCCUCACCCGCUCUUCACAGGACUUGUGCCCCAGACCCUCCACCAGCCCCAAAUUCCCUUCUCUGGGCUUGCUCCAGCCCCUCAAUGUCUUUCUUGCAGUGAGGGGCCCAGAACUGGACACAGCACUCGAGAUGUGGCCUCACACAGGGGGACAAUCCCUGCCUGGUCCUGCUGGCCCCACUAUGGCUGAUCCAGGCCAGGAUGCCCUUGGCCUUCUUGGCUACCUGGGCACUGCUGGCUCGUGUUCAGCUGCUGUCAGCAGCACCCCCAGGUUGUUUUCUGCCCAGCAGGGUCCCAGCCCCUCUGUCUCAGCCCGUGGCCCUGUCGGGGCUGUUGUGACCCAAGGACAGGCCCCGGCGCUUGGCCUGGCUGACCCUCGCACAGUCGGCCUCAGCCCAUGGAUCCGGCCUGUCCCGAUCCCUCUGCAGAGCCUUCCUGCCCUCCAGCAGACCGACACUCCCACCCAGCCUGGCGUGUCUGCAGCUGGCUGAGGGUGCCCUCCAUCCCCUCAUGAGAAAGAUUUUGAACAGGACUGGGCCCAGCACUGAGCCCUGGGGACACCACUGGUGACCAUGCCCCAGAUAGAUGGAACUCCCCUUUCCCACCACUCCCUGGGCCUGGCCAUCAGUUUUUUGCUUGGUGAACAGUCCACGUGUCCAAGCCAUGAGUAGCCCAUUUCUCCCGGAGAACAUUGUGGGAAACAGUAUCAAAAGGUUUUCUUGAAGUCCAGGUCAACUUCGGUAAUUCCACAAUUAAUUCUGACAUUUUGGAAAGUGAGAGGACUUAUUUUAAUAAUAUUUUUAAAAGCUGAAGGUUUACAUAAGUAUUUUUAGAUGAAUGCUGUCAAGGAAGAAGUUUUUUUACAUAUCUGGUUGAAUAUGAAGAUUCACAAAAUCACUUGGAUUUUAUAUCUCAUUUACAUAACUAUGCUUUGUACUAGCACUCUUCUGCAUUUAAUACAUCUUUGAACGAGUGUCUUUUUAGGCUUCUCAUUUUGAUCCUCUUCACUGUCUGACUCAUAUUUUAAGCAGAAAGCCACAGCAUCGGAUCAGUAUUCAAUUUUCACAAAUAUCAUUUAAAUAAAAAGUAAUGCAUUAAUUGGAACUAAAUUUAAUUAAAAUUUGAUAAUUUUGUGGUAAAAUGAUGUGAAAAUACUGCUUUAUAAGGAAUGUUUUUAUGUAGACUUACAGCACUUGUAGUGCUGCAAAAUGAUGCUUUAAGCAAAAUAGGAGUGAGUACCAUGUUUGGCCUUUUGAGAGAUGCAGUCUGCAGAUUAUUUCAUCUUGUCAGCAAGAAAAACUUGGGUGUGGUGGGUUGGUUACUUCACAUGGGGAAGGGAGAUUCCAGGGCAACAACAAAUGUCAGGCUUCCAGCCAGAGUGUUGCUUGUGGAAAAUGCAAUACAGAGCUAUUUCUAAAAAAGAAAACUUUAAAGCUUCUGUGGUUUACAUUCUGCCAUUGGAAAUACAAGGAUGUGUGCCAUCAGGAAUACCCUGUGCUCUCACAGUAAGGCUUGGAAAGGGAGCCAGGCACCUACCAGAUGGUGUUGGUGCCUGUUCUGUUCCCUGCCAGAUGAGCUGCUGCUGCCUCAGGGGCUGCUACAGUUACCUACCUCGGCUUCAUGCAGUGUGUGGUGUAGCUGAGUGCUCCCCUUGCCUUCCUCAGAGGAAUUCCUGGAUUUCUGAGAAUUGUGCCUGGCUUACCUCUGUAUGGUUCCACUCUAUUUGCUUGGUGUAUUUUGUGCACACAUCAGUCUCUUUCUUACUUCUGUGGGGGUUUUGUACACUAGGUUGACUUUGACUGAGGAUUGGGGUAUUUUUUUUUUUUUAACAGUAAAUAAAAUUCCAGUUAGAGCUUUUUUUAAAAAACAAAACAUGUCAUAAGGGUCAUACAGAAAACAUAAUGGGAAGUGUGUGUCCAGAUUUUGUGUCUAAAGUGAGCUUGUGUUUAUCAUUUCAACUAACUUGGCUGUAAAUAAACAGUGAGAAUGUACUCUCUGAA